AUGGCACGGUUAAAACGCUCGCAGUUUCUGGGGGUCGCCGUUGUUUUCCACUUGCUCUAUGUCUAUUCUAUCUUCGACAUUUACUUUGUGAGCCCCGUUGUCGGGGGCAUGAAGGCCCACCGCGUCCAGACUUCUCCUCCUGCUCAACGCGUCGUGCUUUUUGUCGCUGACGGGCUCCGCGCGGACAAGACCUUUCAACAGUUCCCCGACCCGUCCCCAGACGCCCCUACAGAUGGGUCGGCCCAGGUACCACGCCACUUGGCUCCCUUUCUGCGCUCACGAGUAUUGGAUCAUGGUACCUUCGGAGUGUCUCAUACCAGAGUACCCACCGAGUCGCGCCCAGGCCAUGUGGCCCUUCUCGCGGGCCUCUACGAAGACGUCUCCGCCGUAACCACGGGCUGGAAGCUGAACCCAGUGGGCUUCGACAGCGUGCUGAACCGCAGCCGACAUGCGUGGAGCUGGGGCAGUCCCGACAUCCUGCCGAUGUUUGCGCAGGGGGCCGCACCGGGCCGCGUGGAGACAGACAUGUACAGCGCCGACGCGGAAGAUUACAGUAAGGAUGCCACCGAGCUAGAUCUCUGGGUCUUCGACCGCGUGAAGCGUUUGCUCCGUUCCGCCACCGAGGAUCCAAACUUGGAGACUGCCCUGAGACAAGAUCAGAACAUCUUCUUCCUCCAUCUGCUUGGACUGGACACUUCCGGCCACUCUUAUCGGCCCUAUUCGCGCGAAUAUCUGCACAAUCUCCAAGUUGUCGACAACGGUGUGCGGGAGUUCUGCGAUGAAUUCCAGGCCUUCUUUGGAGACGAUCGGACGGCCUUUAUCUUCACCGCGGAUCAUGGGAUGAGCGAUUGGGGCAGCCACGGGGAUGGGCAUCCGGAUAACACCAGGACGCCCCUCAUCGCGUGGGGCGCUGGAGUGGCCCGUCCCAGGGUAGAGCCCGUGGGCAGCGUUGCGGUUGGGCACGAUGCGUUUUCUGCCGAUUGGCAGCUGGAUCAUGUGCAGAGGCAUGAUGUCGCCCAGGCUGAUAUUGCGGCGCUGAUUGCAUAUCUGGCGGGGAUUCCGUUUCCCGUGAACUCGGUCGGACGCCUUCCGUUGCCUUAUCUCGAUGCGGACGAGUCCAGUCUGGCGGACGCGAUGCUGGUCAAUGCGCUGGAGAUCUUGGAGACGUACCGAGUUCGAGAAAGUCGUAUGAUGGCCUCAAAGCUCUGGUACGUGCCUUUUCCGGCGCUCAGUCACGAUCAAGAUCCAAAUCAAGAGGAACGAAUUGCUCGCAUCCGUACUGCAAUUCGUCAGGGGCAUCCUCAGGAAGCGAUUCAAGGCUGUGAGGAUCUGAUCGACCUGUCUCUUAAGGGCUUGCGGUACCUACAGACCUAUGAUUGGCUUUUUCUUCGAGCUCUGAUUAGCGUCGGAUAUCUGGGGUGGAUGGCCUUCGCUCUUACGAACGCGCUCAGUCACUUUGACCUACCAAGUUCGGGUACUAGUCCCCAGCCAAGACGUUCUACUGUCCGCCUCAUCGUGAUGGGAUUUGUUGGUCUUGCUCUUCUGGUGAGACUGUAUUCGCAGAAGUCUCCGGUGCAAUAUUAUGCGUACGCUAUAUUCCCGGUCUUGUUCUGGGCUGAGGUAUGGGCCUGUCAAGAUACCUGGACCCAAGCCAUUAGGGCACUUUCCAAGCGGAUAUCCGCCAGCAACGUGAUCGCAGAUGCGGCUGGUGUGAUGCUCUUGGGCCUGCUUUUGGAGGCUAUAGUUCAAAGUUAUUGUGAUCGUAGGAUUUACACGCUCAUCUACAUUCUCGCCCUGUUCUGGCCCGCUAUCUACGGUAUUAAAUUCAUCCGUGCCAAUCGGCUCAUAUGUUUGGUGUGGGCAGUCCAAUGUGGCUCUAUGAGCAUCUUCACCCUUCUUCCGGCCAUGAAAACGGAGGAUAUUACUCUGAUCACCCUGGGUGGGCUCCUCAUGUUUUCCUGCGGUGUCUUGUAUAUCAUCUUUGAGCCGACAAUACUCCAUCAAGCGUCAUUAGGAAAUGUGAUCGAGACUGACCGACUAGGAAGAUUGCUCCUGAUGUUCCAGGUCGGAUUAGUACCACUGGCUAUAUUCACGACGCGGUCCGCAGCGGCCUCCUUGCAGUCUCGAGAAGGACUCCCUCGUCCAACACAGAUUCUAGGAUGGACACUACUCGUGACGUCCUUUAUCCUCCCGAUCUUCGCUCUUCGGACCAGACGCCACCACAUCUAUCAACUAGUGGUCCUCUUCUUCGCAUUCGCCCCGCUAUUCAUAAUCCUUACCAUCUCCUACGAAGGCCUCUUCUACUGCUGCCUGAGCGGCACACUCCUCACCUGGGUGCAGCUGGAGUCCAAAGUCUUCGCCUACCAGCGACAGCCCGCAUCCCCAUCUAUCACCCAAGAAGCACCACAAUUCCGCCCCCUCCGCUUUUCCGACCUGCGCAUUGCCCUGUUCUUCCUCUACCUGUUCCACUCCGCCUUCUUCAGCACCGGGAACCUCGCCUCGAUCUCCUCCUUCUCGCUCGACGCCGUGCUGCGUCUCCUGCCCGUCUUCGAUCCCUUCAGCCAGGGGGCCCUUCUGGUCCUCAAGAUCCUGGCCCCCUUUGUGCUCGUCUCGGCGAACCUGGGGCUCUUGACGCGCGCGCUGCGCCUGCGGCCUGGGGCGCUCUUUGUGCUGGUCGUCGCCGCGAGUGACUAUCUGACGCUGCGGUUCUUCUGGCGCGUGCGGGACGAGGGCUCGUGGUUGGAGAUCGGGGAGAGUAUUACGGUGUUUGUGCUGGCGUCGUUGCUCUGUGGGUUUGUGGCUGGGCUGGAGAUGGUUGGGGAGGGGGUUGUGGGAGUUGCCGUGGGCACUGAGAAGUACAAGCUUUCAUAA
This is a messenger RNA of Aspergillus aculeatinus CBS 121060, 2871 nucleotides long. RefSeq names its product GPI ethanolamine phosphate transferase 1. Lineage: Eukaryota; Fungi; Ascomycota; Eurotiomycetes; Eurotiales; Aspergillaceae. Gene Ontology annotation, molecular function: mannose-ethanolamine phosphotransferase activity. Gene Ontology annotation, cellular component: endoplasmic reticulum membrane. Gene Ontology annotation, biological process: GPI anchor biosynthetic process. Bases 1 to 2871 code for a protein of 956 amino acids. The transcript is spliced from 5 exons. The record is from RefSeq and is a predicted model, not a curated record.